UUCGAAAGUCAAGGUUGUCUCCUCUAAAAAAAAAUAAUAUAUAUACACACACAUCCAUAUUAUUUAUAAGGCUUCAACUCUGCAUUCAAACGCGUAUCUCUACGUGUGUUAGUUAUAAGACUGAAUAUCAUCAUAGAAGUAGUAAUCGCUUGAAAAUUGCUCAACUUUGCUCUACCAGUCUUCGACUAAACCGCGAUCCGAUUGCGCGGUUUCCUCCUUCGCAUUCAUAACAGAGCCACGACUUCCUCCAUCCACUACAACAAGAGUUCAGUUUAGUUCUUCGACGCAAACGAUCCACCCAAAAAAAUAGUUACAGACACUACUAGUUCCUGUUGGCAAUCCUGCGUCUAUAAAAAGAAUUUGGAUCUGGUAACCUGAGGAUUUGGUGGGGAGAACUGUCAGAAGUGACAGAUAAAAUUGUUUAAAUUUGUUUGGUAAGUUUAAACAAUUUAACUGAUGAAUGAAUUUGUAGUAAACAAUGAAAAGCAUGCACUUACACCAACCAAAACUAAUCCGAGUGAUUAUUGAAAUGUGGGAAACUCAUGUAACAACUAAGAAGUAUCCACCACAGGAUCCUAAAAACAAAAAUUUAAUAUCUGCUUUAUUAUAUAUUAUUUCUUUCCUAAUAAAGCAUGGAGUUAGGAGGUUUUUUUGUUUGCACAGUCCAAUGUGGGAGUGGGAUUUGCAUUUGUGUAGACUUUUUUUUCUGCAUGCCAUUUGAAUGUACACAGCCUGAAGAUGAAGAGAGAAAGAAUACAGAAAAAAAACAAUGUAUGUUAAAUAACACAAGCAUUUUCCAACAAUGUUUAGAAAUUACCAAGAAGAUUGUGCCACAGUGCAGUUUGAAAGAAGUGCAAUGGAAAAACCAGAAGCCAAAAGCAAGGGAAGCCUAUUGCCCGACUGAAAUUGAACAUAUCGCAAAUGUGAUCACCCAUGGGGUGGCUAUUGUGCCCAGCAUCUUAGGCACAUACGAAUUAUGCUACAGAUCUGAGAAUUUCGCUCAGCUGAUAUCCGCUUUGUUGUAUGGCGCCACCCUAGUAUUUCUAUUUGGAGUCUCCACUUGUUUUCACUGCAUCUUCUACAGAUUUCAGAGAGGCCGAUGGAAAGAUACUUUGCAUAGGUGUGAUAGGGCUAUGAUUUACAUUUUCAUAGCUGGCUCCUAUUUUCCUUGGUUAACAGUGAAAGCUCUACCUACAGAUGGGUGGGCCAGCUCCAUGAAGUGGAUAGUUUGGCUGCUGGCGUCUCUGGGGAUAAUCUACCAACAAGUCUUCCACGAGAAAUACAAAUCUUUAGAAACCAUAUUUUAUGUGAUCAUCGGGAUCUUCCCAUCCCUUCCGAUCAUAGCCGAAAGCGACUUCUCCGGUUUAACGGAACUCAAGUUAGGUGGCAUCUUUUACGUCGUCGGUAUUAUAUUCUUCAAAGCCGAUGGAUUCAUACCAUGCGCCCACGCCAUUUGGCACAUCUUUGUGAUCAUAGCUGCCGGAGUCCACUACUUCGCUAUACUGAACCACCUCUAUCCAGAUCUACCUCCAAGUACAUAGAGCAAACAAAACAAAAUCUAGUUAAAUUCAUUUUUUUUUUUAACUAUUUCUCCUGAACCAACCAAAAACCGAACAUCACCGUCAUCAUGGGUUUAAGUUAAAUAUGCAAUAAGUAUUUUAGAUUCAGGUGAGAUUACUUUAUUUAUACUUAAGUUAUGUGUCUGUGUCCACGAUUGUCGCGCUCGCAAAGAACCGGUGACGGAUUAUUUUUGAUAAGCAAUUUAAUGCAACGAUGUGCCAAGCUCGAAAAGCUUAAUCUUACCAUUUUGCGAACGUCGAAUGUAUAUUUGUUUUUUUUUUCAAUUUUAAUAUGAUUUUAAAAGGGGAAACUCAUUAUUUUUUUACUGCGAAUAUAAGCAAUGUACAUUAAUUGAAUAACGCAUAUCAAAUUGUGCUCAUGGUAAAAAGUAAUAGUUUCGUAAACCUAUUUUAAAAUUAUCUUUUUAAUCUAAAAUAGUGGCAGCAUCAAAAGCUGAUUAAGAUUUAAAUAUCGGAAAAUCAAAAACAUUUACU
Nicrophorus vespilloides is the source of this 2054-nucleotide messenger RNA. Its product is annotated as monocyte to macrophage differentiation factor 2. Gene Ontology annotation, cellular component: membrane. NCBI's taxonomy places the organism in Eukaryota, Metazoa, Arthropoda, Insecta, Coleoptera, Silphidae. Bases 633 to 1541 code for a protein of 302 amino acids. Gene Ontology annotation, molecular function: pore-forming activity. The record is from RefSeq and is a predicted model, not a curated record. The transcript has 6 exons.